CAAUACACAUAUUUCGGUUGGAUUGACGAACACAACACCUCCUCCUCCAUCGGAUGUUGACGGUUGCCUAGCAACAUCAGUGCGGUGGUCAGUGACAGUGCUACGGUGUCCCAAUGCAGAGCCCUGGAAGAGAGGGAGACGGGGAGGAGGGAGGGGAAGAAACCCUCCGUCCAGAGGGGAGAGACAGCAAGCAGCAGGAUGGAAGUGACAAAGCAGCAGAGGACUGUGGAGCGAAUGUGCCACCUGCUCAAAAGGGUGGCUCACAGGAUCAGUCAGGACCAGACCCUGAUGACCUGGCUCCUCAGUCUCACCCUGAACUCACCAGUGCUGAUGAAGACUCCCCUGCAGCCAGACAUUUCGAGCAAGAAAAUGUUGCCCAGGUUCCGUUGACACCCCUCCUGUCAAACCUGAACACACCAGAGCCCGUCGAGGAUCAGGAGCCACUGAUGGAGGAGGACGAUGAGGAGGAGGAGUUUAUCAUUCUUGAUGCUGAACACCCUCUGGUCAGAAGACAACAAGCUGCUCUGAACAGCCAGCUCAGCAAGCAACUGGAGAGGCUCAACCUGGGACUAAGGGAAAAGCUGAUGAUGGAGAAGGAAAUUGCCUGCAACAGAGAUGAGAUAUGUUCAGAGUUGUUCAACGUUCAGGAGCAGCUGGCCAGACUCCAGACCAGACUAGAGGACCGUCCUCCGACCAAGGCCAAACACCGGCAGGCACAGGAUCAGCUGGAGGCAAUGAAGAGCCACUACUCCAGUAAUACCAGCCAGGAGAGCAAAGCCAGAGCCAAUGUGUCUCAGCUACAGGCAGAGAUGGACAACCUGAUGCUGCACCUCCUCUUCACACAAGGAGUCAGUGAAGAGCUGCGCUCUAACGUCAAAUCCAUGAAGAAUGUCACACGCAAAGCAGGAGCUGAAAGGACCCAGGCUGAAGACCAGAAACUCAAGCAGGAUAUGUAUGUGGAGCGUCUAACAAAGGACAUGGAGAGAUUGACACAGCAGAUAGCCAUGUAUGAGGCCCAGACCAGUGCCCAAGCAGAGGAGACACAGGCAGCUAAAGAGGCCUUCUCUGAGGCCGAAAUGGAAAUGGAGUCUCUGGUGAUGGCGCGUAAACAGCUGCUGCAGCAGUGGAACAGCAGUCUGGUGGGUAUGAGGAGACGAGAUGAGGCCUUCAGCACGAUGCAGGAGACCAUACGCAUGGUCGAGCAUCAGGUGAUCCUACUGGAAAGAGAGAUCGAAGGCUACAAGAAAUCCACCACUGAGGAGCAGGAGCAAAAUGAGACACUGACAAUGCAGCUGAACUGGUCCCAGAUGGACGUUGCCACCUCCAAAAAGCUGAUCAGUCAGAAGCAGACCCAGCAAGAAGCUCUGCAAGCCCACUACAGCACUUGCCUCCGCACUCUGCGGGAGACAGAGCGCACCCUCGCCAGGCUCACUAAGGAAACCAGUACCCACCAGACUGAAGUGAACGAUCAGAGGAGGCAGUUGGAGAAAGAAAGUGCAGUGCGUCUGGAGUUGGAGGACAAGAUAAUGACCCACAUGCAACAGAAGCUUACUCACAACAAGGCUGCCAAGUACUCUCAACGGCUCACCAACAAGAUAGCCUCACUUAAGAAGGAGAAGAUCUCUCAGCUGUGGCAGCUGGAAGGCGAGGUAGUGGCUGUGCGCCUGGAGAGCAGCAUGGUCAGCCAGCAUCUGGACAGUUUGGCCCUCACUCAAGAGACGCUAGAUGAGGAGAUCGCUAAGUACAACAAGUUGCUCUCAUCCAACCAGGCUAAGAUUUCUUCCUUUGUUACACUCAUUGGACAGAAGCAGACCACCAUCACCACCUACAACAAAAGGAUCUAUCAAAUUGUAGCCAGCACUGGGCAUGAAGACCUCAGUCCCCUGCAAAUAAAGGCAGAUGCAUUAAUGGAUCAGCUUGAGGAGCUGGCAGCAAAAAUCAAGAGUAACCAGCAGCUCUGGAUGAAACAGCAGGGGACACUAGUAGGACUGACCCAGGAGAUACAGGCCAACAGAAAGGAUAUGCUCAAACUGCAGACAGAGUACACUGGCAUGCAGCAGAGGAGAAUCCGCUUGGAGAGUCAGAUUGAAGUAGAGCACCGUGAGGAGACGGAGCUGGAGAAGAACUCAAAGAUGAUUAAAGAAGACCUGCUGAAGCUCAACACCCUGCUGAGCAAGAACGGACAGCUCAGCCAGGCCCUGGAGCAGGAGAACGCACUGAUGGAGACAGACUUCCUUCACAGACUGAAGGAGGCAGAGCGGGAGUCCAUAGAGAUGCAGAUGAAACAGGAGAAGACCCAGGAGGAAAAAGAGAGACUCCUCAACAGUCUGGUGGAGGCCGAGCGGCAGAUCAUGUUAUGGGAAAAGAAGACCCAGCUUGUAAAAGAGACCCAAUCAGCUGUGGACUCUGGGGCGGGAGACAUCCAGAUGAUGAAGGCUGAGAUACACCGUAUGGAGGUGCGACUCAACCAGCUGAUGAAGCAGCAGGAGCGGCUGCUGAAGGAGAGUGAAGAAGCAGUGGCAAGGAGGGAGACCAUUGUGUUUCGCAAGGAGGCCAUGGUCCACAGCUCUAACAAACAGACCACAAAGGCCGAGCUGAGCCGCAUCAUCCAUGGCCUGCAGCGAAAGAUCCAGGAAACACACAAGCAUGUAAUAGGGUGUGAGCAGGUUAUCAGGGAGCUGCAGAGGAGCCAGGUGAGUCUGAGCGACAGGCUUGCACAGCAGAAGCAGCUGCUGAUAGAACUAUGCAGUACCAGCUGCAUCCUUGACCCUGACUUCGUAAAUCUCCAGGACACAAAAGAUAGGAACCUCGCCCACCUGGUGGCACUGCAGAGCAGGACCAAGAAGCUGCAGAGUGUGUGUGAGGGUAGCUACCAAGCCUCAUCCACCAGCGAGUCCGUGGGAGCCGCUCUGCAGAGCCAGAUGGAGCGUGUGCACGCUGCCAGCACCAUCUUGCACCGUGUGUGUGAGGAGUUCCCUCAUCACCAGGGGGCGCUCCGCAGGCUGUCGCAAGCGCUGGCAGCACGCACACAGGCCCUGGAGCGGGAAGCGUCCUGAGAGUGAGGGGAGGAUUUAGACAUGACAGUGAGUACAGGACAAGUGCAGAGGGAUGUAAAGUGAGUAAAAGUGUGGUGAAGAGAGGAGGGAAAGAUUAGAUAAGUGAGGUAAUUUAUUUUAAUGUAUGCAUUCUGUUAUGCUUUUAGAGGAAAUACUGAUUGUAAAACAACGUAAUAAAAUAAAGACUGUAUGAAACAAUAAUACAUAUUAUUAAAUCAUUCAUAGUA
This is a messenger RNA of Thunnus maccoyii (southern bluefin tuna), 3283 nucleotides long. It is a transcript of the gene ccdc40, whose product is annotated as coiled-coil domain containing 40. Bases 114 to 3056 code for a protein of 980 amino acids. The record is from RefSeq and is a predicted model, not a curated record. The transcript is spliced from 19 exons. Gene Ontology annotation, cellular component: cilium; cytoplasm. Lineage: Eukaryota; Metazoa; Chordata; Actinopteri; Scombriformes; Scombridae. Gene Ontology annotation, biological process: heart looping; axoneme assembly; epithelial cilium movement involved in determination of left/right asymmetry.